Pipistrellus nathusii (Nathusius's pipistrelle) is the source of this 1800-nucleotide messenger RNA. Lineage: Eukaryota; Metazoa; Chordata; Mammalia; Chiroptera; Vespertilionidae. The record is from the annotation of a GenBank genome assembly.
AUGCCCUGUAUCCAAGCCCAGUAUGGGACACCAGCGCCAAGCCCAGGACCCCGUGACCACCUGGCCAGCGACCCCUUGACCCCCGAGCUCAGCAAGCCCACCAUGGACCUGGCCGGCCCCGAGGCGGCUCCCGGCGCACCCACGGCCCUGCCCAGCUUCAGCACCUUCAUGGACGGCUACGCGGGGGAGUUUGACACCUUCCUCUACCAGCUGCCGGGGACGGCCCCGCCGUCCUCCUCGGCCUCCUCCUCGGCCUCCUCCACGUCCUCCUCCUCGGCCACCUCCCCCGCCUCCGCCUCCUUCAAGUUCGAGGACUUCCAGGUGUACGGCUGCUACCCCGGCGCCCUGAGCGGCCCGCUGGACGAGACCCUGUCCUCCAGCGGCUCCGACUACUACGGCAGCCCCUGCUCGGCCCCGUCGCCGCCCACGCCCGGCCUGCAGCCGCCCCAGCUCUCCCCCUGGGACGGCUCCUUCGGCCCCUUCUCGCCCAGCCAGACUUACGAAGGCCUGCGGGCAUGGACAGAGCAGCUGCCCAAAACCCCCGGGCCCCCCCAGCCCCCGGCCUUCUUCUCCUUCAGCCCCCCCGCCGCGGGCCCCGGCCCCAGCCUGGCCCAGAGCCCCCUGAAGCUGUUCCCCGCGCAGGCCGCCCACCCGCUGGUGGAGGGGGAGAGCUACCCCAUGCCCUCGGCCUUCCCGGGCCUGGCGCCCGCCUCCCCGCACCUCGAGGGCCCGGGGAUGCUGAGCGUGCCCGUGGCCUCGGCCAAGGCCCGCAGCGGGGCGGCGGCCGGCAGCGAGGGCCGCUGCGCCGUGUGCGGGGACAACGCGUCGUGCCAGCACUAUGGCGUCCGCACCUGCGAGGGCUGCAAGGGCUUCUUCAAGCGCACAGUGCAGAAAAAUGCCAAGUACAUCUGCCUGGCCAACAAGGACUGCCCUGUGGACAAGAGGCGGCGCAACCGCUGCCAGUUCUGCCGCUUCCAGAAGUGCCUGGCCGUGGGCAUGGUGAAGGAAGUGGUCCGGACAGACAGCCUGAAGGGGCGGCGGGGGCGGCUCCCCUCCAAGCCCAGGCAGCCCCCGGAUGCCUCCCCUGCCAACCUCCUCACGUCCCUGGUCCGGGCGCACCUGGACUCCGGGCCCAGCACGGCCAAGCUGGACUACUCCAAGUUCCAGGAGCUGGUGCUGCCCCACUUUGGGAAGGAGGACGCCCGGGACGUGCAGCAGUUCUACGACCUGCUCUCGGGGUCGCUGGAGGUCAUCCGCAAGUGGGCCGAGAAGAUCCCGGGCUUCGCCGAGCUGAGCGCGGGCGACCAGGACCUGCUGCUGGAGUCCGCCUUCCUGGAGCUCUUCAUCCUCCGCCUGGCCUACCGGUCUAAGCCAGCCGAGGGGAAGCUCAUCUUCUGCUCCGGCCUGGUGCUGCACCGGCUGCAGUGCGCCCGGGGCUUCGGCGACUGGAUCGACGGCAUCCUGGCCUUCUCCCGGUCCCUGCACGGCUUGGCGGUCGACGUCCCCGCCUUUGCGUGUCUCUCGGCACUCGUCCUCAUCACCGACCGGCACGGGCUGCAGGAGCCCCGGCGGGUGGAGGAGCUGCAGAACCGCAUCGCCAGCUGCCUGAAGGAGCACAUCUCGGCGGUGGCGGGCGAGCCCCAGCCGGCCGGCUGCCUGUCCCGCCUGCUGGGCAAGCUGCCCGAGCUGCGGACCCUCUGCACCCAGGGCCUGCAGCGCAUCUUCUACCUCAAGCUGGAGGACCUGGUGCCCCCUCCGCCCAUCGUCGACAAGAUCUUCAUGGAGACGCUGCCCUUCUGA